Molecule: messenger RNA, 942 nt
Organism: Condylostylus longicornis
Lineage: Eukaryota; Metazoa; Arthropoda; Insecta; Diptera; Dolichopodidae
Product: ribosomal RNA-processing protein 7 homolog A
Exons: 2
Coding region: 84-896 (270 amino acids)
Biological process (GO): ribosomal small subunit assembly; rRNA processing
Cellular component (GO): UTP-C complex; CURI complex
Molecular function (GO): nucleic acid binding
Source: RefSeq, a predicted model, not a curated record
UAAGUAAGUAAACAAAUCGCACGUGAAAUUUUAUAAAUAAAUUUUUUUAGAAAAUAACACAUUAAUAUAAUCCUUAUUGUAUUAUGAAAACUUCUGAAAUUUUUCAUGGUUAUAAAGUUGUACCUUUGAAAGUGAAUACAAAAUAUAAAAAUGGACAUCAGAUAUAUAUGAAGGAACACUAUAUUCGUGUUAUAGAUGAGGAAAAACCAAGAGGAAAAACAUUGUUUCUGUUAAACAUACCACCGUACAUUCACAAACAACAUUUGAAAAGUUUUUUUGAGAAAAAAGCAGGUGAAGUAGUUUCCGUAAUACUUUCAGAAAAACCUGGUAAAGACGAGGAGGGCACUGCAAAAUUUAAAAUAUCUGAAGAUGUAUUUCUUGGAAGAAAGAGUCCUUUUGUAUUUAAAUGUGCAUAUAUUGUAUUUAAACUUUCGAAAUCUAUUCAGCAAGCUUUACAAAUCACAGAAAUUUCUUUUUGUGAUACUGAACUUAAAUCGGUAUUCAAAAGUGGCGUAGAGAAGUGGGCAGAUGAAUAUAUUGAAAGUAUUAUACCAGAAGAUGAAUUGCAAACUGAAAUAGAUUCAUUUAUGAGAGAAUAUGAUGCUAAGGAUGCAAAAGCAAUAGAAGCUGAAAAAGCUCAAGAAGCUGACAAUGACGGAUGGAUAACAGUUGGAAAACAUGGAAAAAAUGUUGGAUUUGAACAAAAGGAAUCAAUUAUAAAUAAAAUUGAGGAUAAAAUGCAGAAAAAUAAGAAGAAUCGCGAAUUGAAGAAUUUCUAUACAUUUCAAAUACGUGAAUCAAAAAUGAAAAAUAUUGUUAGUCUAAGAAAAAAGUUUGAGGAGGAUAAGAAAAAAAUAGAAGCAUUAAAGAAAUCGCGACGUUUUAAACCAUUUUAAAUUUUAUGAAUAGUUAUAUAUUAAUAAAUAUACUUUUUUAUUAUAA